Chrysochloris asiatica (Cape golden mole) is the source of this 465-nucleotide messenger RNA. Its product is annotated as double homeobox protein A-like. Gene Ontology annotation, molecular function: DNA binding. Lineage: Eukaryota; Metazoa; Chordata; Mammalia; Afrosoricida; Chrysochloridae. Bases 1 to 465 code for a protein of 154 amino acids. The record is from RefSeq and is a predicted model, not a curated record. The transcript is spliced from 2 exons.
AUGGUCACACUGUUUGCACAACUGAGGUGUGCCAACAUGACUAGUAGAAUACGGAAGCUUGCUUUAGAAAGCAGUAUCGAAGAGUCCAGAAUCCAGAUUUGGUUUCAGAAUCGGACAGCUAGACAUCUAUUCCAGAAAAGAUUAAAACCUAACGAUGCAUUAAAACCCAGCCAAGAACACAGGCAAGAUAACCCGGAAGAAAGAAGUCAAGUCAGACGCUGUUGUACCUACUAUAACACAUCUCAAUUAUGCACCUUGAUGAAGGCGUUUAAGAACAACCCUGAUCCUGGGAUUGACUGUAGAGAACAACUUGCUAAAGAAACUGGGGUUCCAGAAUCAAGAAUCCAAGUUUGGUUUCAAAAUCGAAGAUCUAGAUUACUUGUCCAGAUUAAAGAAGAUCCUGGUGAAAACACAGACAGUGAGAAUGAGAAACAAGAGAGCCGAGAUGACAAAACACAGUAUUGA